Molecule: messenger RNA, 384 nt
Organism: Hibiscus syriacus
Lineage: Eukaryota; Viridiplantae; Streptophyta; Magnoliopsida; Malvales; Malvaceae
Exons: 1
Coding region: 1-384 (127 amino acids)
Source: RefSeq, a predicted model, not a curated record
AUGACUCAGAAAGAAUUAAAUCUGAGACAGAGGUGGAUCGAGCUUCUCAAAGAUUAUGAUGUAAUUAUUAACUUUCAUCCCGGGAAAGAAAAUGUAGUAGAUGAUGCUUUGAGUCAUAAAACGUUUGCAGCUUUACGAGCUUUAUAUGCGAGGUUAUCAAUGAGUAGAGAUGGUACAUUACUUGCAGAAUUAAAGCCUAAGACAACGUUACUAGAUCGAAUAAAAGAUUUGCAAAAUAAAGAUGAUAAGUGCUUGAAAAUGAUAGUGCAAGUGGAAAAAGAAGGAAAUAACGAUUUUGAAGUUAAGUUAGAUGGCCAUUUGUAUUAUCGAGGAAGUCUUGUUAUUCCAAAUAAUGAGGAAUUGAAGAAGGAUCUAUUGACAUAA